UUGAAUCCUCUACGCGCGGGAUGCCACAUCGAGUUACCGCGGAAAGUUACGUUAAAAAGGGCAGUGGUCAACGUGAAAUCAAACGAUAAUGCGUGCUUUGCGUGGGCAGUAGUAGCAGCUUUACAUCCAGCGGAAAAGUACCCGGAAAGAGUAUCGCAGUACCCGCACUAUUCAACGGUGCUGAAUCUGUGCGACAUCGAGUUCCCCAUGACGCUGCCACAAAUAUCAAAGUUUGAGAAAAUGAACGCCAUCUCCGUCAACGUCUUUACCACCGAAGACUCCAAAAUCGUCCCUCUGCGGCUCACCGACGACAAAAAGGAGAAGCACGUCAACCUGCUAUACGUGUGUAAAAACAACGAUGCACACUUUGCGUGCAUAAAGAACCUGCCGCGGUUGGUGAGCUCACAACUGAGCAUGCACAAAUGUAAAAAGUACAUUUGCGAUCGGUGUUUACACUACUUUUAUAUACAGGAGAAAUUAUCGGCGCACAGCAUCGACUGCGGGAAAAUGAACGACUGCGCCGUCGUUCUCCCCAGCGAGGACGACAAGUGGCUGACGUUCCGCAAUUACAACCGGAAGGAGCGGCUCCCGUUUGUAGUGUACGCCGAUCUCGAAUGUACGCUCGAGAAGAAGGAUGGACAAGACGGCACCACAUACGUCUAUCAGCAUCACAAUGUGUUUAGCGUAGGAUAUUAUGAUUGCACAGCGUGGUUCGUCAAUGAACUGCACGAUUUGGCGCACCGCGUGAAAGCGAUCCGCACCACCAUCGUCCCCAUGGCGGAUCUUACGCCGGAGGAAUCGGAAAAAUUCCGUAGCACCGCGACGUGUCACGUGUGCGAGAAACCGUUUACACCGGACGAUACGCGGGUGCGCGAUCAUUGUCAUCUUACCGGGCGUUAUCGAGGUCACGCGCACUCGUCGUGCAAUUUAAAUUACAAAGACUCCCACGUUAUCCCGAUGAGUAUACCCUCCCCGUUAACCCUCAUGAUAUUUCACAAUUUAUCCGGUUACGACGCGCAUUUCAUCAUCAAAGAUGUUGCCAAUGCUUUCGAAGGCAACAUUGAUUUACUGCCGCUGACGAAAGAACGUUACAUUUCAUUCACUAAAAACGUUAAAGAUACGGAGGAUGAAAAUUCCAAAAUUUGCGUGAAAUUACGAUUUAUCGAUUCGUUUAGAUUUCUCAGUACAAGUCUUGAAAAAUUAGCAUCUUAUCUGACAACGGACGAAUUAAAAAUUACACGAUCGGAAUUUAGCCAUUUAUCCGCGGAACAUUUCAAUCUGCUUACUCGGAAAGGUGUGUUUCCCUACGAGUACGUCGACAGCGUCGACAAGCUCCGGGACACAAGCCUACCAUCGCGCGUAUCGUUUUACAGCUCGCUCACCGGAGAAACAGUAUCCGAGAGCGAUUACGCGCACGCGACAAACGUCUGGCAAACCUUUUCGAUCGAAGAUCUAGGUCAAUACAGCGAUUUGUAUUUGAAAACAGACGUUCUUUUGUUGGCGGAUAUUUUCGAAAAUUUCCGAAACACGUGUAUAAAGAGUUACGGUUUAGAUCCCGCUCAGUAUUACACAUUACCGGGGUACACGUGGGACGCUAUGUUGAAGUACACGGGCAUCAAGUUCGAGUUGCUCACAGACAUCGAUAUGGUGCUGUUUGUCGAGCGCG
Molecule: messenger RNA, 1666 nt
Organism: Linepithema humile (Argentine ant)
Lineage: Eukaryota; Metazoa; Arthropoda; Insecta; Hymenoptera; Formicidae
Source: RefSeq, a predicted model, not a curated record